Messenger RNA from Ziziphus jujuba (common jujube), 1654 nucleotides. Its product is annotated as protein RKD5. The record is from RefSeq and is a predicted model, not a curated record. NCBI's taxonomy places the organism in Eukaryota, Viridiplantae, Streptophyta, Magnoliopsida, Rosales, Rhamnaceae. The coding region runs from base 237 to 1247 and encodes 336 amino acids. Gene Ontology annotation, molecular function: DNA-binding transcription factor activity. The transcript is spliced from 5 exons.
UUUUUUUUUUUUUUCAUAAAAAAAAAUCAAAAACCAAAAGAAAGAAAAAGAAAAUGUGGGUUGACAUAAGAGAGGACUAGGAAGAAACCAAAAAAUAAAAACAACCAACCAAAUAUCAUGCAAACCUGGUUGAAAGGCCUGGGUUUUUCUGCAUUCCAUUCUCUGUUUCUGCCCACCGUUUUCAAUUUUACUCCUACUGCUACUUACCCUGUUACCAUGAACUUCUCUCCUUUCACAUGGAUUCUUCCAACACCCAUUUUCUUCAAUCUCUCUUAGUUUUCAGCAACUCCGCCAACCAAGAGUUGAUCAGGAGCUUGCAUAAAUACCGAUUGGACAAUGGGAAGGGAACUGAGAUCGAAAGGCUGUUUGUGUUCUCAAAAAAUGGACCUUAUAUGGAAAUGGCAGCUGUCCCACUUCUUAAGAAAUCGCUGAAAUUUCGGAUUUCCGAGGUGUAUGAAGGGUUUGUUCAUGGUUUGUGGGUCUGCAUUUUUGCCUUUCAUGCUGGUCAUCGUCCUAGCACCACAUGCUUUCCUUCUAUACUGUCAAUCUCCAGAAAUCCCAAGCUGAAAUCAAUCCCAUCAUUUGCCAACGAACUUCAAUUGAUUUUCCAGUCGAGCUACAUAGCUGAAAAGAAAGAGCCCUUGCUAAUUUCACCUAAGAGCCAGACGAACAACGAAAAUCACCAUCAAUCAAAAAGAAGCCAGCCUGUACUUGAUCAGGAUCUCAACUGUCUUCCUUAUUCAGUUACUAUGUCUGAAUCAGCGGAGGAGGAACAAAUUGAUCAAAGUUUACCAGGUACAUUGGAGAAGAAGAAAAAAAGAGCAGCCAGUGAUCACAUAGCAAGAAUUGCUUUAUCAGAUCUGGCCAAGUAUUUUGAUGUGCCAAUUAUUGAAGCUUCAAGAAGUCUGAAAAUUGGACUUACUGUCCUAAAGAGGAAAUGCAGAGAAUUCGGUAUUCCUCGGUGGCCACAUAGAAAAAUUAAAUCCAUUGACAGUCUCAUCCGAGAUCUUCAGGAGGAGAAGUGCCAACAACAGGAGGACAAGGCUGCGGCUAUAGCAGUGGAAAAGAGGCAAAAAAUGUUGGAGAGUGAGAAAGAAAGUAUAGAGAGGAAACCUUUCUUGGAGAUAAAAAGUGAGACCAAAAGGUUCAGGCAAGAUGUUUUCAAGAGAAGGCACAGAGCCAGAGCUCUUAUGUCCCAGGACUUAACGACCUCCGACAGUGAAAAUGCUUAUGAAUUACAGGAGUAAGCAUUCGUCGUUCCAAAAUACUAAAAGGAUCAACCUUUUUUGUAUUUUAAUGGUGCAAUAGGCCUUCCAUAUGUCUUUUUUUAUCCUCCUAUGAUGGUCUUGGGCUGCAAUGAUGUCAAUGAUAUUUGCACUGGGUUUUGAAGCUCAUUGCUUUUUCCUGGCUUCACUAACCGGUUAUUGAAGCAUUUGUUUAUGAAUUUUAAGUGCAUACCAAAACAUAAAGAGCCCUAUCACUGGAAAUAUUUAGAUUAGUAAAAAACUUUAAUGUGUACAAACCCUGUUGGUAUAUCAUCUAGCAAAUGUAAAAGCUACCAGUUUUUCGGCUUCGAAGACUGUUAGAUUUUGAAACAUGUCUCCACUCCUCCUGUUGACGCUUUGCUUAUUCAAAGUCUGAAUUUCUUGUGUUC